GGGAAAAAGCGUUACCUAUCGCCGCAUACGCAAGCGAUGAGGUCAGAUCGUUCCCCCUUCGCCGCCUUCAACACACCGACGUCCUCCGCCUAUAAACCUUCCAUUUCAUAUCCACAAAUUCUGUAUUUCUUUCAAUCUCUCUCUCUCUCUCAAAAAAAUAUAUAUAGAAAAAAAUGUUAGGGUUAAGAUGCAAUGCCUGCAACAAAGAAUUCACCGAUGUAAAAAGUCAGAAGACCCAUUACAAGUCUGAGUGGCACCGCUACAACAUCAAACGCAAGAUUGCAGGGGUUCCAGGAGUGACAGAAGCGCUCUUCUUAGCCAGACAGUCCGCGCUAGCUAAAGAGAACAGUAAGCUGCACGAGACGCCUAUGCUGUAUACGUGUGGCCUAUGUGGCAAAGGAUAUAGAAGUUCAAAUGCUCAUGCUCAGCAUCUAAAAUCUAGGGUUCAUACAGCAUGGGCCUCUCAGGCUGAUCAUCAAAGUGAGAGUACUGCAAUAAUAAAGCCACUUCCGACCCGUGUGGCGAAUAAACUUCCCCAACACGACGAUGAAGAAAGUGAUGAAUGGGAGGAGGUUGACCAAGAUGUUGACUUAUUGUAUUCGAAUCAUAAUGAGAUGGAUGGAUCAUUAUCCUCUGAUGUGGAUAUGGAUGAAGGCGAAGAGGAGCUGGAUCCGACGUGUUGCUUUAUGUGUGACCAAGAGCAUAAAACUAUUGAAAGCUGCAUGAUUCAUAUGCACAAAAGUCAUGGUUUUUUCAUACCCGAUGUCGAGUAUCUGAAAGAUCCAUAUGGCUUUUUUACUUAUCUUGGACUCAAGGUGAAGCGCGAUUACAUGUGUUUGUAUUGCAGCAGUAGUUGCCAACCUUUCAACAGUUUAGAAGCGGUUAGGAAACACAUGGUGGCAAAAGGUCAUUGCAGAGUGCACUAUGGUGAUGGUGAUGAAGGAGAAGCUGAGCUGGACGAAUUCUAUGAUUAUAGCAGCAGCUAUGUAGAUGGAAAUGGGACGCAGCUCGCUACUCUUGAUGUCGGCGGUGACCGCAUAGAACUUGGAAGUGGUGGAUCUGAACUCAUUAUUACUAGAUCAACUGAUGAUGGAAUAUCUACAAAAGCAAUUGGUUCCCGGGGAUAUAUACGUUAUUAUCGUCAACAACCACGUCCAUCUCCAAAUAGCAUUGCCACUACAGCUGUGCUAGCUGCUAGGUAUAGGAGCAUGGGUUUGUCAACAGUGCAGUCGAAAGAGAACAUGGUGAGAAUGAAGGUGAUGAAUAGGUCAGGGGUAGAGACGAUGCGAUCCAAGAUAGGAAUGAAUAGUAAUGUCAUCCGUAAUCUUCCAAAGAAUGUUACACAUUAAAUCUUUAAUCUUCACAAGUUUGAGAUACUAGUGCCAGACUCCUUUUGUAUUUCCUAUUAGUCAUUAUAAAUGUACCAUUUGUUUUUAAAGGGAAUAUAUUUCACUAGUAAGUAGUAACCAAGUAGGAUGUUCAUGGGUCGGUUUUUAUACACUGCCACCUUGUAGAGGUGCGGGCGGGUAAAUGGAAGGAUGUCAUAAUCAAAUAUUUGUAACAUAUUGCAAAUUCACAAACAAAUUUUCUGCCGGGAUUUGUCUA
Messenger RNA from Helianthus annuus (common sunflower), 1605 nucleotides. RefSeq names its product cytoplasmic 60S subunit biogenesis factor REI1 homolog 1. The record is from RefSeq and is a predicted model, not a curated record. Gene Ontology annotation, cellular component: preribosome, large subunit precursor. The transcript has 5 exons. Gene Ontology annotation, biological process: ribosomal large subunit biogenesis. Lineage: Eukaryota; Viridiplantae; Streptophyta; Magnoliopsida; Asterales; Asteraceae. The coding region runs from base 174 to 1349 and encodes 391 amino acids. Gene Ontology annotation, molecular function: nucleic acid binding; zinc ion binding.